Molecule: messenger RNA, 1700 nt
Organism: Uloborus diversus
Lineage: Eukaryota; Metazoa; Arthropoda; Arachnida; Araneae; Uloboridae
Product: zinc finger protein 92-like
Exons: 1
Coding region: 394-1449 (351 amino acids)
Biological process (GO): regulation of transcription by RNA polymerase II
Cellular component (GO): nucleus
Molecular function (GO): DNA-binding transcription factor activity, RNA polymerase II-specific; sequence-specific DNA binding
Source: RefSeq, a predicted model, not a curated record
CAUAAAUAUUUUUAAAAUUUCUUCUGCAUGUGUUACAAAUUUGCUUAGUUCCUUGUUCAUGAAAGAAAAAAAAGGGUCUGAAUUUGUGAACUUUCGUAGUGAUAUGUUACGAUUUUCUUAGAAUCAGUUUGUAUUGAAUAGUUGAGUCACUGAAGGGUAUAUGCUGUUUUCUAAAUGCAGUUGUAAGCCAGGAAGAAAGGCCACUCGGAAAAAAAAAACGACUAAGCAAAUAGAUUGAAAUAUUCCCGUGCUGGAGAUUUAUGCCCGGAGUUGUGUUGCUUGUUUAAUUUCUUUCUAUUGCAUAUGCUUGGUUUCUUCGUCAUUAUUUGAGAAACGGAGCGAACACAGUAUUUCGUUUAACUAGAUAACCUUUACAGGUAUUGAAACAUCAAAAUGGAUGAACAGAUGUCUUAUGAGAUGUUGCACGAACGACCACAUGGAUGUAAAAUAUGUGGAAAAAGGUUUAAGAAAGGAAAUCAGUUGAGACAACACCUUAUCAUCCAUAAGCCUGCUGACAAACGUCCAUUUAAAUGUUAUAUUUGUGAACGUACAUUCAAUCGUUCUCAUCAUCUAAAGCUUCAUGUUUUAGCUCAUACUAAGCAAAGUCCGUUUCGGUGCGAGAUUUGUGGGCAGGGGUGCAAUCAAAUGAGCAAUUUGAGACGUCACUUGCAAACACACGAAGCAGAAAGGGACCAUGCCUGCCAAUAUUGUGGUAAAACCUAUGUUGGAAAAACUACACUUGAAAAGCACCUUUUGAAGCAUACUCAAAAAAAUGUGUUUCCCUGUGACUUUUGUGAUAAAAUAUUUCACAAAGCGGCAAAUUUAGAAAAACAUGCAUUAAUUCAUUCUUCUGAUAGAUCGUUUGAGUGUCAUUUAUGUAAUAAAGGCUUUGCUAGGGAGGCUAGCUUAAAACAACAUUUAGUUUCUCAUAGUGAUGAUGAAUCUCAUGUUUGUGAUGUGUGUGGACGUCGGUUUAAGCGCUUGGGAAAUUUCGAAAAUCAUUUAAUUGUUCACACUGGAUACACGCCUCAUACUUGUGAUAUAUGUGGCAAAAAAUUUCUGCAGAUCGGUAGCUACCGUCGUCAUUUACGUACACAUUCUGAUUCGUACAAAGAGACCAAUCCAAUCAAUUCUGACACACAUGUUGAUCCUAUAUACUUGUUGCAUGAUAACGACGAAAUAGAUGAUGAAGACAGUAAUGACUUGUUAGAUACUGAAGUUUCAGUUGGUGAAUAUAGCGGCAGUGACAGUUUAGCAUAUGAUGGUGUAGAAGCUGAAACUUUGAUGGUUGGUGAACCUGAUGCGGAUGGAAAUCUUACUGUCAUAGGAUCGGCAUACUCUAUGGAAGAUAUUCAAAAUUUGGGACAUGAUGGCAAAGAGUAUUAUUUGAUUGAAGUGAAGGACUGUUCUCUGGAUGCUACAAAUAAUGAAACUGAGGCCACUGUUUGAACUUUUUUAAAACAUAUUUAUUUACAUCUACAAAGGUAUUUCUCUUGAUGUAGUUUUGCUUAUUGAAAUUUUUGUUUAUAACUUUCAAGUUUGACUGAAAUUGAUCUGCUGCUCAAUAACCUGUUACUGUUUUUGAGAGUGAGAUGUUAUUGUUAUAAUAUAGAUUGAAAUUAAUUUUGUGCUGUAUAUGUUCUUUUUUAAAUAUUAAACCAAACUUAUGUAGACCUAAAAAUAAUCACUGGCUAAAUAAA